GGAGCGCGGCGGGGCUCGGGGCGCUGCGGUGCCGCUCGGCUCCGUUUCGCCGCCUUCGGCUUGGUUCCGUUCGGUUCGCUUCGGUUCGGCGCGCAUCAGCUCGGCUCGACGCGGUUCGGAGCGGAUCGGGUCGGAUUGGAUCGGAUCUGAGCGGAUCGGGUCGGAUCUAAGCGGAUCAGGUCGGACUCGAGCCCGGCACAGCCGGGCACGGAUCGCGGAUCGCGGCGGGGAUGGCGGUGCCGGAGCCGGACGCGCGGCUGGCGCAGGAGAAGGAGGAGGAGAGCGAGGAGGAGAGCGAGGUGCUGGAGGAGAGUCCCUGCGGCCGCUGGCAGAAGCGCCGCGAGCAGGUGAACCAGGGGAACAUGCCUGGCAUCCAGAGCACCUUCCUGGCCAUGGACACUGAGGAGGGCGUGGAGGUGGUGUGGAACGAGCUGCUCUUCACUGACAGGAAAGCCUUCAAAGCUCACGAGGAGAAGAUCCAGACCAUGUUUGAGCAGCUGGUGCUGGUGGAUCACCCCAACAUUGUCAAACUGCACAAGUACUGGUUGGACGUCAGGGACAGCAAGGCCCGGGUGAUUUUCAUCACGGAGUACGUGUCCUCGGGGAGCCUCAAGCAGUUCCUGAAGAAAACCAAGAAGAACCACAAGGCCAUGAACGCCCGGGCCUGGAAGCGCUGGUGCACCCAAAUCCUCUCGGCUCUCAGUUUCCUGCACUCCUGUGACCCCCCCAUCAUCCACGGGAACCUGACCAGUGACACCGUGUUCAUCCAGCACAACGGGCUCGUCAAGAUCGGCUCCGUUUGGCACCGGGUGUUUGCCAAUGCGCUCCCGGAUGAUCUGCGCAGCCCCAUGAGGAUCGAGCGCGAGGAGCAGCGGAACCUGCACUUCUUCCCUCCGGAAUACGGCCAGAAGGCAGACGGGACGGCCGUGGACAUCUUCUCCUUCGGGAUGUGCGCGCUGGAGAUGGCCGUGCUGGAGAUCCAGACCAACGGGGACACGCGGGUGUCGGAGGAGGCGAUCGCGCGGGCCCGGCACUCCCUGGAUGACCCCAACAUGAGGGAGUUCAUCCUGUCCUGCCUGACCCUGAACCCCGAGCGGCGCCCGAGCGCCAACAGCCUCCUGUUCCACCGCGUGCUCUUCGAGGUGCACUCGCUGAAGCUGCUGGCAGCACACUGCUUCAUCAACCACCAGUAUCUGAUGCCUGAGAACGUGGUGGAGGAGAAGAUCAAGGAGCUGGACCUGAACAUGGUGAUGGCCGAGAUCCGCAGGGAGGGACGGCCCGGGGUGCAGUGGAGGUACUCCGAGGUUUCCUUCCUGGAGCUCGACAAGUUCUUGGAGGACGUGAGGAACGGGAUUUACCCCCUGAUGAACUUCGCCGCCUCCCGGCCCCACGCGCUGCCCCGAGCCCUGUCCCAGCCCCAGGAGGAUCCCCAGAAAGCCAAAACCCCCACGCCAGAGCCCUUCGACGUGGAGACCAGGAAGGUGGUGCAGAUGCAGUGCAACAUGGAGCUGAACGAGGACAAGAGCCAGUGGCACCUGACGCUCCUGCUGAUCCUGGAGGACAAGCUGCACCGCCAGCUCAGCUACGACCUGCUGCCCACUGACAACUCCAAGGAUUUGGCCACAGAGCUGGUGCAUUAUGGGUUCAUCCACGAGGACGACUGUGAGAAGCUGGCCGCGUUCCUGGAGAGCGCCUUCCACAAGCACCGCUCCCAAGCCCUGUGAGCCCAGCCCAGGGGACUGAGGCGCCCCAGGAGGACCCCAAAGGGCUCCCCUGCCCCACCCGGCCCAGCAGGACCCACCUGGGCCCAGGGGGACUCGCCCAGGCCGUGCUCAGGGGCUCGGCCAAGCCCAGGAAUUCCGUCCUGGGACGUGCUCUGGUCCCUGCUCCGAGGGGAGCUGUGGGGAGGGGGCAGCACCCCCGGCAGCCCCGUCCCAGGGGGGUUUGGGAGCUGCUGCAGGAGCCCCCAGCCGGGUCCAUUUCCCUCUGGGAAGGAUCAGCCCCUCUCCUGCAGCUCCCACAGCUGAUUUCUCCCCCCUUUGCCGUCUGGAGUGCUCCUUGCUGAGGGGAGGAGGGAGAGGAGGAGCAGGCUUGGAGAGCCCCGUGGAGCUUCCCAUCUGCCACAUUCCGCUCUGGACCCCGAAAUUCUCCAGGUUUGGGGGUCUCCAGUGUGCUGCCUGUGCUCAGAGCCUUCCCCGUGAGCUGGGACUGUGUGAGCUGUACAUGGCACGAGAAGGAAUCCCUGCCCCACCACCGGAAAUCUCAUGGAUGCUCCACAGAACCCUUGUCAUGCCCCAGCUCCCCCUACAGCCUUCCACAAUCUCUUGGAGAGAGUCCUGGAGCCUGUUCCUGCCCGGCCUGGAGAUGGGGCACUGCCCCUGGCACCACCCCAGGGCUGCCCUUUGCCAGGGACACACGGGGAGAGAACUGCAGACAGGAACUGUCCCUGUGCAGGAGCCGUGCGGGGCUGGGCCAGCUGUGCCAGGGAAAACUGCUCUGAAAUCCUGCUCUGUGCUGGGCCAGGGAGAGCUGCUCUGAAAUCCUGCUCUGUGCUGGGCCAGGGAAAACUGCUCUGAAAUCCUGCUCUGUGCUGGGCCAGUGCUGCUCCUGCUGCUCCUGCUGUGCCAGGCAGAGCUGCUCUGAAAUCCUGCUCCUGCUGCUCCUGCUGUGCCAUAGGAAACUGGCUCUGAAAUCCUGCUCCUGUUCCUGCUGUGCCAUAGGAAACUGCUCUGAAAUCCUGCUCUGUGCUGGGCCAGUGCUGCUCCUGCUGUGCCAUAGGAAACUGGCUCUGAAAUCCUGUUCCUGCUGCUCCCACUGUGCCAGGGAGAGCUGCUCUGAAAUCCUGCUGCUCCUGCUGCUUCUGGGAAAGCUGCUCUGAAAUCCUGCUCCUGCUGCUCCUGCUGAGCCAUAGGAAGCUGGCUCUGGAAUCUGCUCUGUGCUGGUGCUGCUCCUGCUGUGCCAUAGGAAAGAGGCUCUGGCACCCUGGUCCACGCCGCUCUGUGCCAGGGUUUGUCCCAGCGCUGCUCCUGCUGCUGCUCCUACCAGGGAAAGCUGCUCUGAAAUCCUGCUCGGUGCUGUGCCAGUGUUGCUGCUGCUGUGCCAUGGAAAAUCCACCUCUGGCAUCCUGCUCUGUGCUGGUGCUGCUCCUGCUGCUCUCUCUGUGCCAGGGAAAUCCAGCUCUGGUGCUGUCCUGGUGAUCUGCGCCACGCUGGUGUUGCAUCCACUGCUCUGUGCCAGUGCUACUGCUGUGCCAGGGAAAUCUGUGCUCUGCCAGUGCUGCUGCUGCUGUGCCAGGGAAAACUGGCUCUGGCACCCUGCUCUGUGCUCUGCCAGUGCUGCUAUGCCAGGAAAAUCUGUGCUCUGCUGGUGCUGCUGCUGCUGCUGUGCCAGGGAAAUCUGUGCUCUGCCAGUGCUGCUGCUGCUGUGCCAGGGAAAUCUGGCUCUGGCACCCUGCUCUGUGCUCUGCCGGUGCUGCUGUGCCAGGGAACUCUGUGCUCUGCCAGUGCUGCUGCUGCUGCUGUGCCAGGGAAAUCUGUGCUCUGUGCUCUGCCAGUGCUGCUGUGCCAGGGAAAUCUGUGCUCUGUGCUCUGCUGGUGCUGCUGCUGCUGUGCCAGGGAAAUCUGCCCCUGGCACCCUGCUCUGUGCUCUGCCAGUGCUGCUGUGCCAGGGAAAACUGGCUCUGGCACCCUGCUCUGUGCUCUGCUGGUGCUUCUCCUGCUGUGCCAGGGAAAUCUGCCCCUGGCACCCUGCUCUGCUCUAUGUUGAGCCAGUGCUGCUCCUGCUGUGCAGGGGAAGCAGGCUCUGGCACCCUGCUGGUGUUCUGUGCUGGUGCUGCCUGGCUGUGCUGUGGGAAUGCAGCUCUGACACCCUGCUCUGUGCUGAGCUGGUGCUGCUGCUGCUGUGCCAGGGAAAUCUGCCCCUGGCACCCUGCUCUGCUCUAUGCUGGUGCUGCUCCUGUUGCUCCCUCUGUGCUGGGGGAAUGCGGUGCUGUCCUGGUGAUCUGCACCAUGCUGGUGUUCCAUGCCAGUGCCCUGUGCCAGUGCUGCUGCUGCUGUGCCAGGGGAAUCUGCCCCUGGCCUCCUGCUCUGCUGCUGCUGAGCCAGUGCUGCUGCUGCUGCUGCUCCCCCUGUGCCAUGGGAAGCUGCCUCUGAAAUCUGCUCCCUGCAGGAGCUGCGUGUGCCACCGCCUGCCCUGCGCUGCUCCUGCUCCAGCUGCGUCCCACUGGGAUUUCAUCCACGCUCAGCCAGCUCGGGCUGCACUCCUGGCUUGGGCUGCAGCCCCAGCAGUGCUCCAGCAGUGCUGCAUUCCCAGCAGUGCUGCAUUCCCAGCAGUGCUGCAUCCCCAGCAGUGCUGCAUCCCCAGCAGUGCUGCAUUCCCAGCAGUGCUGCAUCCCCAGCCCUGUUCCAUCCCCAGCAGCGCUGCAUCCCCAGCAGUGCUGCAUCCCCAGCAGUGCUGCAUCCCCAGCCCUGCUCCAUCCCCAGCAGUGCUGCAUCCCCAGCCCUGCUCCAUCCCCAGCAGUGCUGCAUUCCCAGCAGUGCUGCAUCCCCAGCCCUGCUCCAUCCCCAGCCCUGCUCCAUCCCCAGCAGUGCUGCAUUCCCAGCAGUGCUGCAUUCCCAGCAGUGCUGCAUCCCCAGCCCUGCUCCAUCCCCAGCAGUGCUCCAUUCCCAGCAGUGCUGCAUUCCCAGCCCUGUUCCAUACCCAGCAGUGCUGCAUUCCCAGCAGUGCUGCAUUCCCAGCAGUGUUCCAUCCCCAGCAGUGCUGCAUCCCCAGCCCUGCUCCAUCCCCAGCCCUGCUCCAUCCCCAGCAGUGCUGCAUCCCCAGCAGUGCUGCAUUCCCAGCCCUGCUCCAUCCCCAGCAGUGCUCCAUCCCCAGCAGUGCUGCAUUCCCAGCAGUGCUGCAUUCCCAGCAGUGCUGCAUUCCCAGCCCUGCUCCAUCCCCAGCAGUGCUCCAUCCCCAGCAGUGCUGCAUCCCCAGCAGUGCUGCAUCCCCAGCAGUGCUGCAUUCCCAGCCCUGUUCCAUCCCCAGCAGUGCUGCAUCCCCAGCAGUGCUGCAUCCCCAGCAGUGCUCCAUCCCCAGCCCAGCUCCAUCUCCAGCAGUGCUGCAUCCCCAGCAGUGCUGCAUUCCCAGCAGUGCUGCAUCCCCAGCAGUGCUGCAUUCCCAGCAGUGCUGCAUCCCCAGCAGUGCUGCAUUCCCAGCAGUGCUGCAUUCCCAGCCCUGCUCCAUUCCCAGCCCUGCUCCAUCCCCAGCCCUGCUCCAUCCCCAGCCCUGUUCCAUUCCCAGCAGUGCUGCAUCCCCAGCAGUGCUGCAUCCCCAGCCCUGUUCCAUUCCCAGCAGUGCUCCAUCCCCAGCCCUGCUCCAUCCCCAGCAGUGCCAAUGCCCCACCUGACAAAUCAAUAAAGCCCAUCCCCACAAAUCAAUAAACCAUUCCCACUGUUCCA
Molecule: messenger RNA, 5438 nt
Organism: Agelaius phoeniceus (red-winged blackbird)
Lineage: Eukaryota; Metazoa; Chordata; Aves; Passeriformes; Icteridae
Source: RefSeq, a predicted model, not a curated record